GCGUGAGAAUGGCCCUGCCACUGCGGCUGCAGAGAUAAGUGAAAAUAUUUCCCAUGUCAUCCUUCACCAACAUCACACCUCAUCCUUGACCGCAGCCUGGCGCUGGCCGCCAGACCUGAUUCAAUACCCUCACAUACGGCCCUCAUCUACACCUCAUCAUGCGUCCUCUCAUUUUGUGUCUGAGCGCCUCAGCAGCCGCUACUACUCAUCACUUCAACAGCCACCUCGAGACACGACAGAGUAACGGCAGCAUACAAAUCGCAAUCGUGAACAAAUGUCCUGAUAUCAUCUGGCCUGGGAUCGCGGAGAACGACGGCGAAUCAUCUGAUGGGUUCGAACUGGCAGCCGGGAGCAACAGAACGAUAUCCGUCGCUGCAGAUUGGAAAGGUCGCAUCUGGGGCCGAACGAAUUGCACGUUCCCCAACGGCGAGAACCUGCCUGGCAACUGCCUCACAGGAGAAUGCGGCGCCCUCAAAUGCCGUCAAGCAGGCAACCCACCCGCAACCCUCGCAGAAUUCGACAUGUACGGCGCAGCAGAACAAGCCUAUUACGACAUCAGCCUCGUAGACGGCUACAACCUGCCCAUGGCAAUCGUUCUCGAACCCAACAACGUCCCAACCCUAGCAAACGUCAAACUCAGCGACAAAAUCCCCUCUUGCGUCGGCAGCAUCGAUGGCUUCGCCUCCGCCGCAGAUUUCAACCCCUACUCCAACAACCAACAAUUCCUCGGAACAUCCAACACCGACCAACUCCCCUUCGAAACAAAAACCACCGCCCAGUUCAUCGGCUCCUGGUGUCCCUUCGACCUCCUCGUCACCCCACCAAAAGUCCCGGGAAAUGGCGUCUACCCUUACCCUGACGGGAAUAUCAAGAGACCGGAUUUCAGCCCUUGCAAUUCGGCGUGUCAGAAAUAUGGGAGGGCUAAGUACUGCUGUACGGGAAGAUACGAUCGUGGGAAUUGUGAUCCGAAUUAUUAUGCCAAAGCGGCCAAGGCUGUUUGUCCGGAUGCAUAUUCGUAUCCGCAUGAUGAUACGAAGAGUGUUUUUGGGGUGGCGAGGGGUGGGAAUUGGCAGGUUGUGUUUUGUCCGGGAGGGAGGAGUACGAAUAUUUUGGCGACGGUGGCUGGGAAGGCGGGUUGAAAUGGAGAAGGGGAGGGAUUGUGUUGGAGGUUUGUGUGAUGCAGUUUUUGAUACCCCUUUAUUUCAUAACUUUUCUGUAUGUCAAGGUGCUUGGCUCAUCGAUUCAAGCAUGGCAUCGUGGGGCUGGAAUAAGCCUGAACGAAAUUGAGGGUGAUUCUUGAGGAUCGGGGCUGUAGUGUGCACGUGGUCUAACUUCAUCACGUCCUGUGGAGACAUGUGAGGAGAAAUAGAGCAGAAAAGUG
Messenger RNA from Cercospora beticola, 1381 nucleotides. Its product is annotated as thaumatin family protein. Gene Ontology annotation, biological process: defense response. Gene Ontology annotation, cellular component: extracellular region. The record is from RefSeq and is a predicted model, not a curated record. Lineage: Eukaryota; Fungi; Ascomycota; Dothideomycetes; Mycosphaerellales; Mycosphaerellaceae.